AUGGCGUCCUCUAACAAUCCUCGCAAAUUUAGCGAAAAAAUCGCUUUGCAUAAUCAGAAACAGGCGGAAGAGACUGCGGCGUUUGAAGAAGUGAUGAAAGACCUGAACAUCACCAGAGCCGCGCGGUUGCAGUUACAGAAGACCCAGUAUUUGCAACUAGGGCAGAAUCGUGGACAGUACUAUGGAGGCUCACUGCCCAAUGUCAAUCAGAUUGGAAAUGGCAACAUUGACCUGCCUUUUCAGAACUCGGUGCUGGAUACCAGCCGGACAACCAGGCACCACGGGCUGGUGGAGCGAGUUUACCGCGACCGGAACCGCAUCACUUCUCCUCACCGCCGGCCGCUGUCAGUCGACAAACACGGACGCCAAAUUGACAGCUGUCCUUACAGCUCAGUUUACCUCUCCCCACCACCAGACACUAGCUGGAGAAGGACAAAUUCGGACUCUGCCUUACACCAGAGCGCCAUGAAUCCGAAGCCCCAGGAGGUGUUUGCAGGGGGAUCACAAGAGCUGCAGCCUAAACGAGUACUGCUGCUAACAGUGCCUGGGACGGAGAAUUCAGAGCCAAAUGCAGACAAGGACGCACAGAAACAGUUGUGGGAUGACAAGAAGGAUGAUUCAUCAAAGCCGAACACAUGCGAUGUCCCAGGAAUCAAUAUAUUUCCAUCACCAGACCAGGAGCUGAACCCAUCCGUGCUCCCAGCUGCCCACAACACCGGCGGUUCGCUACCCGACCUGACUAACAUCCAGUUCCCUCCUCCGCUAUCCACCCCGCUGGACCCCGAGGACACCGUGGCCUUCCCGUCUCUCAGCGCCGCCAACAGCACGGGCAGCCUGACCACCAACCUCACCCACCUGGGCAUCAGCGCCGCCAGCCACGGGAUCCCCGCCUCCUCUCAGCCCACCAUGACUGUAACGGCACAGCGUCGGCAGCCGCCCGUGGUGCCGCUGACCCUAACCUCUGACCUUCAUCUUCAACAGUCCCCACAGCAGCUCUCGCCCACCCUCUCCUCACCCGUUAACAUUACACAGGCCGUGCCCACAGAAACCAUGACCCUGGAGCAGCAGCUUUCCCAGUACCCCCUGUUCAACCAGCUGACCGCUCAGGCCCAGGCCCAGCUGCUCAGCGACCUCCAGAAGCAGCAGGCUCUGCCACAGGGCAUCCAGCUCAUCACCUUGCCAACUCUGGCCUCCACUGGUACACCCACAGCCACUGCCAGCAGCCCCUCUCCAGACAGCCAGACCACCGCCAGCAUCAGCAUCAGUUCGUACCGCAAUCAGACUGGCUCACCAGCCACUCAGUCUCCAACCUCCCCAGUCUCCAAUCAAGGCUUCUCCCCCGGAGGCUCGCCUCAACACAUUCCUGUGGUGGGCAGUAUAUUCGGAGACUCCUUUUAUGAUCAGCAGCUGGCAUCAAGGCAGACCAACGCUCUCUCUCACCAGCUGGAGCAGUUCAACAUGAUCGAAAGCCCCAUCAGCUCCACCAGCCUUUACAACCAGUGUUCCACGCUCAACUACACACAGGCGGCCAUGAUGGGCCUGACUGGGAGCAGCCUACAGGACUCUCAGCAGCUCGGCUACAGUAGCCAUGGAAACAUCCCCAACAUCAUCCUAACAGUGACAGGUGAGUCUCCGCCGAGCCUCUCCAAAGAGCUGACCAACUCUCUGGCGGGCGUCGGCGACGUCAGCUUCGACGCAGACUCUCAGUUUCCUCUGGACGAGCUGAAGAUCGACCCGCUCACCCUGGACGGACUGCACAUGCUCAAUGACCCCGACAUGGUGCUCGCCGACCCCGCCACCGAGGACACGUUCAGGAUGGACAGGCUGUAACGCAAGACGCUGACUGUGGCCUGGAACAAAGAGGAAAAAAAAACCACACUAACUUGUGAACGGAGAGAAACAAAGGGCAGGAUGAACCCUCUCCCUCGUUGCAUGGCCGUCCAGCUGUCCGACCUCGCCCUCGACUCCGUGAAGCCCUUUGAAACGAUGCGCCACCAAAAGACAACAGGGAAAAAGACAUCCAGUGGCUCGCCGGGGAAUGGCCUCGCUGUCGUUUUGAAUGAGAUUGGUUGCUCAGCGCUUUCGCUAGCCUACUGUGUUUACAGUGUACCAUUACAUGCCACAUAUAUUCCAAAAAUGCACAUUUGAGAGUUUGUUCUUUUUUCUUUUCAUAUCCAUUUUAAUAUUUGUUUUGUUGAUAUGUGCUUGUAGCAGGAAGCUACUAGGACAUUGGGCUAAACCGUACCCGUUACAACUGGCUGUGUUUUAAAAAGAAAACUAAAAAAAAAAAGAGACAUGGCCGGUUUGCUCGUACCCUGCAAUGAAGUGAAUCGGUUUUCCCAUCAUGCCAUUACGGCUUUCUGUUUCGCACUCAAAGCUUUAUUUUUUGACAACCAAAUGUUAUUUUCGUCAUGUUCUGAAUGUUUUUAUGCUUCGUGUAUUUAUAUGUUCUAUUUAUUUAUUUGGUUAAAGAUUUUAUAUUCCAUUUCAUAAUUUAAAUUUGAUGCCAAAAUGCUCUCUGUAGGCAUAGUGUAAAAUUGCACUGAUGUAAUCUGUGUCUAUUUAUUAAUUACUAACAUAUUUAUAUAUGUGUUUGUUAAGCUACUUGGUUAAUGAAGGAGUGCAAAACCUCCCCAUAGUUGCUCUUUGCUGUUCAAUGUGCCAUUCUCUGAUAUAGGAUGUGGUCGACGUCGCUAAUGCUGCAGCCCAACAGUCAAAUCUAAACUAUCACAGUUUUUAGCACAGCUCCAGAAAAUGUUGCGUGCUCCAGAAAUGGGUUGGUGUUAUGCCACUUGAAUUAACUGUUUUCUGAGGAAAAUCAUCAGGUAUUUCUAUUUAACUAGAACGCAAGAAAAAGGCGUCCAAAUUCAUUUUCUGCCAGUGAAAAGCCAAUACGUAUAUCUCUAUAUAUAUAAAUAUAUAUAUACAUAUAUUCAGACCGAACUUCUCAGUGAAGGAAGACGUCUGUUUUUAAACCAGAGAACACUAAAAUCUUAAAUCUUUUUAAGUCGUCACUGUGAAAUCACCUGAUUUUGCCUUACAGGAGUAUUCUACUGUUCUACUUAAGUGUCUAAUGUGACAACGUAUUUUCGUAACUUAUUGUACCAUUUUCUUGGAUCUGAGAGGAACUUUUGGUCAGUGAUAUUUGUGGUUAUGUUGUGUUAAGGUUUGACAAAUCAAUGUACUGUAUUUUGUAGCGGUACACUUUAUAGCCAAAUUGUUGGUGUUUUUUAAAGUGGGGCAAAAAAAAAAAAGAACUUAAAAAAAUAUAUAUAUCAAAGGAGGGUUUAACGUAUUUUGAGAAGGAGUGCAAUUAUGGGGAGGCUUUUUGCUCCUUGGCAGGGAAGCUCUCACAAAAAACAGACCUUUGACACCUGGGUCACCGAUUACGGAAAUACCAUUCAAAGCAUUGAGGGUUUAAAGAACGGAUAUUUAACAGUAUCAAUACCUCCAAAUGGUUGUUUUCUUAAGAUGCAAACUUCCGAUGUCAGUGAAUAUAAAGAUAUUUUCUAUGGUAGAACUCACUCCAUUUAGUGAAGCGGAUGAAAGGGCGCGCCAAGUUUCCGUCCACGAAAAAAAGUAUUUAUACACUAAGUAUUGUAUGCAAUCUCUCUGCAGCACCGAGAUCUGUUCCAUUCAAAAGAUUCACAACAACGAUCAGGGAUGUAGUGGAGUCUACGCCGCCGUUUACACCACCUCUUCAAGUGUUUACGCAGAAUCAUCCUCAAUGACAUCCAUGACGCGAUUCCCUCCUUUUGCCAAAAACGUAGAACAACCUGUGUCGAACCUCAAACCUGACAUCAUUAUAACAGUGACUUCACAUCUGGUGCCAAUCGAGUCCGCCUCGGCCUUUUGUCAGAGUUUCCCUGAGAGUCAUGUGUAGGUCUGUGGGAUCAUGUUUGGUAUAUUGUAAUGUUUGUGUACAGAUGUUUUUACUCACCUAAAGCGCUGAUGGGAAGAGUGUCCAACCCCCCAAACCCACCCUCUGAAAAAGGAAUCACGUUUGGUUUACCUCCGCAGUUGUUUCAGUUCAAGUGUUUCUCGUCUGCUGUAAACUUCCAUCGACGGUUUUGUUUGCCUUCAACAGAUUUGUGAUUCCUAUGCAAAUGAGACUAAAAAAACAAAGACCCUUAAAGGAAAAA
Stegastes partitus (bicolor damselfish) is the source of this 4142-nucleotide messenger RNA. It is a transcript of the gene crtc1b, whose product is annotated as CREB regulated transcription coactivator 1b. The transcript has 14 exons. NCBI's taxonomy places the organism in Eukaryota, Metazoa, Chordata, Actinopteri, Pomacentridae. Gene Ontology annotation, molecular function: cAMP response element binding protein binding. Bases 1 to 1830 code for a protein of 609 amino acids. The record is from RefSeq and is a predicted model, not a curated record. Gene Ontology annotation, cellular component: cytoplasm; nucleus. Gene Ontology annotation, biological process: protein homotetramerization; positive regulation of transcription by RNA polymerase II.